Trypanosoma theileri is the source of this 621-nucleotide messenger RNA. RefSeq lists its product as uncharacterized. Lineage: Eukaryota; Euglenozoa; Kinetoplastea; Trypanosomatida; Trypanosomatidae. The transcript has a single exon. The record is from RefSeq and is a predicted model, not a curated record. The annotation marks the transcript as partial.
AUGAUGUUGCUGCGACGACUAUUGUAUCAUAUGGUAUUGUUUUUGAGUGUUGCCUGUGUGUGUGUGGCGGCUGGAGAGAAUGCAGAGAACGAAGAAAAUCUAUCUACUGUUGAUGGUGAUUGUAGUGCUUCAGACAAGGAGAGUUUAAAGUGUGAAAAUAAAACUGACGUAGCUGAAGCUGCUCGUGCUGCUUGUCCGGAUCCUCGUGUCAAGGAGAAAUGCCCUGCCGAGGUUGGUGGGAGUAAAGCCAAUUGCCUUAAAGAUUCUGAACCUCCUUGUCCACAGCCACCAGAACCAAAGGAACCAGCGCCAACUACACCAAAGGAACUGGCCUCAACUACACUAAAGGGUUCUACUGAGGAAGUUGGACUAGAUACAGUAUCUGGUGAUCCUGCUGGUGAAAGAGGUGACCAGGGCCAUUCUGGUCCUACAGGUGAAAGAGGUACAGAUGGCAGUAGGCAGGGUUCUGGUACUAAUACUGGUAGUGGUCCUGUCUCUUCUUCCGCUCCUCCUACUGUAUCUCCUCCAUCUCAAGCUACGACUAAUGAGGAGAAAAGAGAAGCAUCUCCAACUGACACUCAAACUGGAAACAACGGCGGCAGUACAAAAGAAGAGAGUGGA